AUGUUAUGGACAAAGUGUUUUGUGGUUUUAUUUACUCUGUUUACGCUUGGAUUUGGACAAGAUGUCACACAAACAAGCACCGAAUCAAGACUGGCAGAAGGGGAGAAAAGGAUGAGUGAGCAAAUUCUUGAAAUUCUUGAACAUUUUAAGAAACCUAAUCCAGUAGGCAUUCCGGGAGCGGAGAUUCCUGAGCCAUAUUCUGUCCCGGAUAUGAAGCAGUCACUGUCACUUGGCACCUUGUAUUUUAAAAAUACCGCUGUGUAUGGAAUAAGCAAGUUUCGAAUCUUGUACGUAAAUGCUGAAAUAGGAGCCAUGGCGGUUCACGCAGGCUUGGUAAUAGACAAAUUGCAAGCUCGCGGAAAUUACACUUUGUGGACAUGGCUGAACAAAGCACAAGGACCGUUUACCGUUGAUAUUGCCGGUCUGAAAAUACUGGCGAGGGCUUCUCUCGGAGUGGAAAGAAAUGGAAAACUACAAGCGCAAGACAUAUCAAUUGAUCUGAGCUUUAGUAAUAUUGCUGUUAACUUUGAGAAUUUAGGCUUCUUCGGUAGUAUGUUCCAAGGUGUCGUGAACUCUGUUGGUACAUUCCUCUUUGAUUCUAUCAAACCGUACGUUCUAAAAGAAGCAUAUGUCAAAGCGAGGAAAGUCAUAAAUGAGAAGCUAGACGAAGUUGCUGGUGAUAUGCAAUUCCCUAAUUCAAUUUCUCCGUUAGAUAUGGUCAUAGCUGACGCCAGAAAGAAAGUCAGGGAAAUGCAACUUGAUCCUUACAAAGUAAAAGACUACAAUACAACAGUCAGUAUAUUUACAAUCACUUUAGAACAUACUUGGAUAAUGGGCAUUUCAUCAUUUCAACGAGUAGGUAAUAUAACACUUAAGUUAGAGAACAACACAGCAGUGGCUGACUUUGAAAUCGGUACGCAGAAGCUUGAAGGAAUCACGCAAUGGGAAAUCUCGGCCGUCAGCGGUUUAAUGUCAAGAGCAGGCACUGCUUCCUUCUCAGUUGAAUACAUAAGUGGAAGAAUAAUUCUUGCUCAGCCACUAGACACGAGGAAAAAGCCGCAAUUUAGAGAUUUAGAUCUCGAAGUUGGCAACAUUCAAGUUCGUUUCGAUGGCGCGGGAACGUUAGACUACGUUAUUGAAUUUGCAGUAAACAUCUUACCGAAUCUUCUCAGGUAUCAAAUUAUGGAUGCACUUGAAGGUCCCGUCAAAGAAAGAAUGCAACAAGAACUUAAUAAAAUCAACGUUGAGGAGACGAUAAAACAAGAAUUGCCUAAAAUAGACGAAAUGCAACAACAAGGGUUCAAGCUAUCAGCGCUCCGCGUUUCGGAAGCUAAAGAUGAACCGUUCGAUGAAGACGAAUUCUUCAAUUUCUAA
Messenger RNA from Parnassius apollo (apollo), 1374 nucleotides. Lineage: Eukaryota; Metazoa; Arthropoda; Insecta; Lepidoptera; Papilionidae. The record is from the annotation of a GenBank genome assembly.